CGGGGGACUACGAACUGUUCAAACAGGCCCUGCUCCGCGAGUUUGGGCUGACUCCUGAGAUGUACCGGAAAAGGUUCCGGAGUCAGCGUAAAACCCGUGAGAUCACAUAUCUACAACUGGUCAACCGGGCGCAGGGGUAUGCCCGCAAGUGGACAGCUGGGGCCCAAACUAAAGAGGACUUGCUUGACCUAUUCAUACUGGAGCACCUGUAUGAGCAGUGCCCGUCCGACCUGAGGCUGUGGUUGAGGGACCAGAAGCCGGAGAACCCGCAGCACGCAGGCCAACUUGCCGACCAAUUUGUGGACAGUCGGGCAGGGGAUGGCAGGGAGGAGUCUCGAAGGAGCAGGCCUGCCUCAGCGCAGAGAGAGAGUCAUCAUGGGACCUCCCAGCGGGGGCCUAUGGAGAACCCCCCCAAAGGGGGAACAUCCAGUGUCAGGUCCCUCCGACCCAUUCCAGGGGACCCACGAGACAUGGGCUGCUAUCAAUGUGGCCAACGAGGCCACAUACGGGCCCAGUGCCCCAAGCUCAGGGACAGACCAAGCAGACCCAACCCGCAGAGGGUGGACUGGGUAAAAACCCAAUCGGAAGAGGGGCUACAUUCCCGGGAAAGGGGGGCUGGCAACAUACCACCUGUGAAGGAGGGAGGAGGUCCCCAGGUCAGCUCCUCUGGGGGGCUGGAUGCUCCAGCCUCCGGGUUUUUGGUUUACCGGGUGGGCGCGGGGCUGCCCCUCCGGAAAGAGUGCCUUGUUUCCCUGGAGGUAGAUGGGAGGGAGGUCACUGGGUACUGGGACACGGGUGCAGAGGUGACGCUUGCCCGACCCGAGGUGGUGGGCUCAGAUCGGAUGGUGCCCGACACCUACCUGACCCUGAUGGGCGUGGGCGGGACCCCAUUCAAGGUGCCCGUGGCGAGGGUACAUCUGAAGUGGGGGGCCAAGGAGGGCCCCAAGGACGUGGGGGUACACCCACAUUUGCCCACAGAUGUGUUAAUGGGAGGGGACCUUGAGGACUGGCCUAGUAGCACUCAGAGUGCCCUGGUAGUGACUCAUAGUCAGAGUCGGCAAAGGGCACUGCACCCCGACAACGGGGAAGGUACUCGGCCCGAGGUGCAGGACCCUAACCUGGGGGGCGGGGAGCGCCCAGGGGCAUGGCUCAGAGAGGCCUGUCCCAGCUGCUGA
This is a messenger RNA of Chelonoidis abingdonii (Abingdon island giant tortoise), 1175 nucleotides long. The record is from RefSeq and is a predicted model, not a curated record. Lineage: Eukaryota; Metazoa; Chordata; Testudines; Testudinidae.